Messenger RNA from Larimichthys crocea (large yellow croaker), 2303 nucleotides. RefSeq names its product E3 ubiquitin-protein ligase TRIM39. The coding region runs from base 871 to 2280 and encodes 469 amino acids. The transcript has 6 exons. Lineage: Eukaryota; Metazoa; Chordata; Actinopteri; Sciaenidae. Gene Ontology annotation, molecular function: protein binding; zinc ion binding. The record is from RefSeq and is a predicted model, not a curated record.
ACACACAAUACUGUAGUUUCAAAACAUGAAGUAUUGAGUUUCCUCUCUCCACACAACAUGUGAGUUUGUUGACCGCAUGAGAAGAGAGGGACAGCGACACAUUUACUUUUACUGCACAAGCACUUAUGUUUCUCUUGUUGAGAACACGUCACUACUUGACCUCACUUCUGUAUAGCACCUCUGCUUCUUCUCGUUUGAGGUCCGUGCAUCCAAAAUAAUGUCGAUUCACUGUCUGUUUACCUGUAGUACAGUCAAUGUAAAACUCCUGUAAAGCAUGGAUGUUUUCCACGCUUUGUUUGUUUUUUUCUUUCUGGGUUCUGGCGUAUAAAUAAGAAUUUAUUGACAAUACAGCCACUCAUCUUCGACGGUUUAAACUACCUCUGUUUUUGCCUCUAAGCUUUGCCUUCCUCAGAGGAUUAAUGCAGUAAUAACACAACAUUUAAAUACAUGUAGAAUUGUUAUGUUUUUCUAGACAUCAUGUUGAUAUAACCAUGAUUUUAACGAGUUAGAGUCUGACUAAAAUGCAUUGUUAAUAUAUUUAUGCAUUGAGUCAAACCGUGGUACUGUGUCGCAUAUGGAAACAUUUCAUCAUGGGAAAUAAAAUGCACUGAAAACAAAUACUAGUCUGUGACAUUAGUGCUACUGUUGGUUAUUUGUUUGUUUCCUCUUCCUUCACUUCAUACUUACUGAUAAAAAGUUUUGAUACACAGUGCAACACCUGGCACAUAUUUUAACCAGUCGCACGAGUUUACCAGCAUUAACAGAAGCUUCAACCAAGCGCUUUAAAAGGGUUGCACCGCCUAAAGUCACUACACCUGAAGAGCAGGAAGUUUUCCUGUAAGCUCACUUGACAGGAAAACUUCAGACCUGAUGGCGGCAACGAGUGUCCUCUGUGAAGAGGACUUGCUUUGUCCUCAAUGCUCUGGGAUUUAUUGCUUUCCUGUUAUGCUAAAAUGUGGCCACAAUAUUUGCAGAGUUUGUUUACACAAAUUCUGGGAAUUGAAAGGAUGUCGAGAAUGCCCUGUGUGUCGCAGUGUGGCUGUUCAGGGGAGGCCUCCUAUAAAUCUGGCACUAAAGUUAGUUGCAGACAAAUAUCAAAAUGAAAGGAAUGGCGGGAAUCAAGAAUUUUGUUGUCUUCAUGAAGAGAAGCUGACGAUUUUUUGCCACAAUGAUGAAAAACCCAUCUGCCUCGUCUGCCAAACAUCAAGCCAGCAUAAAGUUCAUGACUGCUGUCCAGUAGAGGAGGCGGCUCAGCAGAAAAAGGCAGAAAUUUCAGUGUUGCUGGAGUCUCUGAGGAAAAAGUUCAAAACACUGAGCAAGACAAAGGAGCAGUGGGAGGAAACAAAAAAACAUAUUCAGGCCCAGGCUGCUCAAACUGAGAAAGAAAUGAAGGAGGAGUUUGCCAAGCUGCAUCAGUUUCUGCAGAGGGAGGAAAACACCAGACUGAAGGCGCUCAAACGGGAAGAGGAAAUUAAAAACCAGGUGAUGACUGAGAAGCUGAAAAACAUUAAGGACCAGAUCAAUACUCUCUCCUCCACCAUCAGUGAUAUUGAGACGGCCCUCAAAGCAAAGGAGUUACCAUUUUUACAGGGCUACAAGCAGACAAAGAAAAGGGCCAAAUGCAACAUUCAGGAUCCAGAGUACAUCAGAGAUAUCCUGAUUGACUCUGCAAAGCAUCUGGGAUUACUGAAGUACAAACUUUGGAGGAAGAUGGCUGACGGUGUCAAAUUUGUUUCCAUCACUCUGGAUCCAAACACAGCCCAGUCCAACCUAAAGUUCUCUGAAGAGCUGACCUGUGUACAAUUCAGUGGCAAACAAGUCCUACCUGACAACCCUGAACGCUGCACCCACCGUGUGUGUGUCCUGGGAGCCACCGGCUUCACAUUUGGAAAACACAGCUGGACCGUAGAGGUGGGCAAAGGCAAAAGCUGGUGCAUCGGAGUGGCCCGAGAGUCCAUCACAAGGAAGAGUGUUGUCUUCCUUAAUCCAACUGAAGGUUUCUGGGUGAUUAGCCUGAGCGACGGAGACAAAUUCUGGGCUGAGACUGCGAAUCGCACUAAGCUUGUGGUAAAGAAUAAACCUGAGAGGAUUACUGUAAAACUGAACUAUGACAAAGGGAAGGUCGUUUUCAUCAACGCUACUGACUCGACAACAAUACACACAUUCACUGACAAAUUUGCAGAGAGGAUUUUCCCAUACUUCUCUCCUGGAUUGUGUGAGGAGAAAAACGCCUGCCCACUGACAAUCUGUCCACAGACGAUAACGGUGAAUUUAGAGUAGACGCAUGGCUCUGUGUGAGUGUG